Mytilus californianus (California mussel) is the source of this 669-nucleotide messenger RNA. RefSeq names its product protein draper-like. Bases 1 to 669 code for a protein of 222 amino acids. Gene Ontology annotation, molecular function: scavenger receptor activity. The record is from RefSeq and is a predicted model, not a curated record. NCBI's taxonomy places the organism in Eukaryota, Metazoa, Mollusca, Bivalvia, Mytilida, Mytilidae. The transcript has 8 exons.
AUGGAACCGCUGAUGAAAGCUGCUUCAAAGGCAUUGUUCUGCAAAUUGCUUAAUCAACCAUGUAAUCACGUAUCAGGCGAGUGUACUGCAGGUUGCAAUGAAGGAUGGGAAGGAUACAAUUGUACAAAAGAAUGUGACGUUGGGUAUUUUGGUAUUAACUGUUCGCAGAUCUGUUUUGGAUGCAUAUCAAACCAAUGUGACAAAGUUAACGGCGUAUGCAAUAAUUCGAGUGGAUGUAAGCCAGGUUUUGUCAAAGGACAAAAUUGCAAUCAGGAAUGCGAGGAUUGGAAAUUUGGGAAAGACUGUGCAAAGGAAUGUAACUGUCGCGCUUUACCUUGCAACAAGUUCAAUGGUCAUUGUUAUAAUAGAGAAUGUGCAAAAGGAUGGCAUGGUGAAACAUGUGAUAACGAAUGUGACAAUGGUUUUUAUGGUUUUAAUUGCGAACGGGAGUGUACAACAUGCCUCAACCAGUCAUGUGAAAUAUUUGAAGGCAAUUGUUCAUAUGGAUGUAUUGAAAAAUACGAAGGAGUUAAGUGCGAAGUGUCUGCAGUGGUUAUGCCCAACGACAACAGUUCAGGUGCAGCAGUAGGAGGAGGCAUAGCGACUGUAAUUGUUAUUUUAAUUGUUGUGGCAAUAAUAGUUAUUAUAUACAGACCUUUAGGAGGUUGA